AUGGCAAACAAGAGCUCUGCAGUGGCGGACGAGCCGGUCGAGGUUCUGUUCGCCCUGCAACCUAACUUCGACCUUCUCGAUAUGGCAGGCCCAAUGGAGGCUCUGACCAACGCUCUCCACGACAAGAACGACAAGACCUCCAAGGCCUUCGAAUGUACCAUCGCCGCAGCUGAGCCCAAGGUCGUCUCCGACUCUGGCGUCACCAUUGGCACCCAGAUCUCCUUCAAGGAGGCCUAUGAGCGUCUCAGCGACUUUGACGUUCUCGUCAUCGUCGGCGGCGACAGCGACAAGAUAAUCAAGGCCAACGCCGAGCCCCUCCCCCUCAUUACCGCCUUCGCCGAGCUGCAGAAGAAUGACCCCGCCCACGAGCGUACCCUUCUCUCCGUCUGCACCGGUUCGCUCUUCCUUGCCAAGCAGGGCGUCCUCGCCGGCCUUUCUGCCACCACCCACCAAGACUACAUCACUACCUUCGAGAUUCUAUGCAGUGAGGCUGCUACCCGCAACCUGACCGAGAGAACCGACGUAAUGGAGGAUGCUCGUUACGUCGUUAACAACCUCCGAUUCGACCUCGGCGACGAGGACGAGAACCCGUAUGUCCGUCGCACAUCCGACGCCGGCCGCCGACCCUCCAACGCCAGAAAGGGCAGCAUGUCCUUCAAGAGCUCAGGCCGCCGCGAGUCCAUCACUCGCCGCGCCGCUAUGCGCCUCGGUGGCCUCCGCGUCAUCACCGCCGCCGGUGUGAGCUCCGGUGUGGAUGCGGCGCUGUAUCUCAUCAGCGCCCUGGUCUCCGAGGAGUCGGCCGAGGAGACCGCCCGCUAUAUGCACUGGACCUGGAACAAGGGCAUUGUCGUCGAUGGACUCGACGUCUAA
Colletotrichum karsti is the source of this 870-nucleotide messenger RNA. Its product is annotated as ThiJ/PfpI family protein. Lineage: Eukaryota; Fungi; Ascomycota; Sordariomycetes; Glomerellales; Glomerellaceae. The record is from RefSeq and is a predicted model, not a curated record. The transcript has 3 exons. Bases 1 to 870 code for a protein of 289 amino acids.